UUUAGAUGAUAUAACAAAUCAAUACGGAUUAGGUUUGAUCAACCACUUGGGUCCUCACCUCAUAGCCCUGGGACAUUUUAUGGUAUUAAAAUUAGCUCUUAAAAAUUAUAAAAAUUAUUUUGAAGCAAAAAAUACAAAAUUUUUUAGUUGGCAAAAAAUUUUACAGUUCAGUUUAACAGAUCGAUUUAAAGUUCUUGAUAUGAUGUGUGACCAUGACUCUGUAUAUUAUUCAGAAAAAAAACGUAGAAAAACUUACUUAAAAGUAGAUAGAUCGAAUACAUCUAUGGAAUGUAAUAUAUUGGAAUAUUUAAUACAUUUUUUUAAUAAAUAUCAGUUAGAAAUAAUUAAAACGACACAAGAUACUGAUUUUGAUUUACAUGGUAUGAUGGAACAUAAAUAUAUAAAAGAUUAUUUCUUCUCAUUUAUGUGUAAGGAUCCUAAAGAAUGUAUCAUUUAUCAUACGAACCAAUUUAAAAAAGAAGCCAACGAAGAAAAUACGUUUCCUGAAGAACCUAAUCGUGAAAUCAGUGCAUAUAAUUUAUAUUUAAAUUAUUAUUAUUUCAUGAAACGUUAUAGUUCAUAUGGAACAAAAAAGGCAUUAUAUGUUCAUUUAUUAAAUUUAACUGGACUUCUAAAUUAUAAUACAAGAUCGUACGUUACAUCUCUUUAUUUACCAGGAUAUUAUAACGCUGUUGAAAUGUCUUUUACGGAAGAAAAAGAGUUUACCAACCUUUUUGAAAACUUAAUACAAUGUAUUGAAAUAUGUCAUUUAAGACAAACAAGCCAAUCAUCAAAAGGUAGUAAUUUCCUUAACGAUGUAACAAAAUGUGAUUUGUGUAAGGGAGCCUUCUUAUAUUCAAACAUGAAAUUUGAUAAAGUUCCUUCUAUGUUACAAAAAUUUUACGUGUAUUUAACUAAAGGUCUGAAAAUACAAAAAGUAUCAUCUGUAAUGAGAACAUUAGUUAUUUAUCAGGAUUACAGUAAUUUUUUAUCACAUGAUAUUAAUUGGUACACAUUCCUAUUUUUAUUUAGACUUACAAGUUUUAGAG
Plasmodium gaboni is the source of this 1049-nucleotide messenger RNA. Its product is annotated as cytoadherence linked asexual protein. Gene Ontology annotation, biological process: adhesion of symbiont to microvasculature. The record is from RefSeq and is a predicted model, not a curated record. NCBI's taxonomy places the organism in Eukaryota, Apicomplexa, Aconoidasida, Haemosporida, Plasmodiidae. The transcript is spliced from 6 exons. The annotation marks the transcript as partial.